Messenger RNA from Pieris macdunnoughi, 927 nucleotides. The record is from the annotation of a GenBank genome assembly. Lineage: Eukaryota; Metazoa; Arthropoda; Insecta; Lepidoptera; Pieridae.
AUGGAGCUUGGGGGAAAGGUGCACAUAAUAUGUCAGGAGACUGGAUAUCAGGCGGAUGUGGAAUUUAAACUGAGGUCUUUUCUCGGUGGCGCGGACCAAACAAAUGCCAUAUCGGGAAGGAUAAAACGUGGCAAGGACACAAUCGCGACCGUCGAGGGAUAUUGGGACGGACGGAUCGAUAUUAAAGAUAAGAAAACUGGGGACGAAACAAGUCUUCUAGACGUAUCAGUAUUAAAAGAGCAGCGUCUGCCUCGGUACUUGGUGGAUAUCGACAAACAACACGAGUGGGAAUCCCAAAGACUGUGGGUCAAAGUCUCCGAAGCCAUAUUGAGUGAGGAUCAGGUGCUAGCGACUGAACAGAAAACGAUAAUUGAAGAGGCGCAACGUGCACGUGCACGUAAUCAGCUAACUACAUGGACGCCGAGACUGUUCCAUAGCGACACUAGAGCUGUGCCGCCAGAAGGAAUCAUCGACCAAGGAUGGAAAUACAAUCAUACAGAUACAAGUCCCUGGCAACCAGAAGAGAUAAUAGAGUAUGAGGACGAUUUCAUAAUAACGUCGAUAAAAACUGGUGCGUCCAUGGGCACAAGUAACGAGGCGAGACUCCGGGAGCUGUCGCAUCGCGCUUCGGAUUCCGAGAGUCAUGACGACUUGGCCAGGAGAUCUAAGACUUCUACCCGCACGUUAAAACAAACGCUACACUCGAUAGACUCGACGCUACGCGAACAAUCAAUCGCCAUAGAAAGAUUAACGAAAAGUGUUGAAAUGUUAAACGAAGGCCAGAGGGCAGCUGCUUUUCACCCACAAAAUGUUGCCAGAAUACCCACAGCCUCACAUUCUUGGGACCUUUUCGGUGGAUUUGUGCUCGCUAUGGUGUUACAGGCCCUUUUAAAUUGGAUCUUCCACCAAAGAGAGCAGAGGGACUAG